AUGAGCACCACUGUCACCACUGUCGCGUUAACGGGCCUCGGCGGAGUUGGGAAAACACAAAUUGCAAUAGAAGCGGCAUACCGUGCGCGAGAAAAACGCCCGCAACUCUCAAUAUGCUGGAUCUCUGCGAGCAGUGCGGAAACAAUAGAGCAGGGAUGGCUUGGCUUGUGUAAGACGCUGGAAAUUCCGCUGGAUAAAUGUACGAGGGCUAGGGAACUUGUCUGCAGGAAGUUAGAGGAAGAAGGUUUUGGACCUUGGUUACUGAUUAUCGAUAACAUGGAUGAUAUGGAUACUUGGGCAUCAGAGAAAAGCUGGCUUCCUACGAACGGUAAUGGAUUGAUGCUCCUCACGACGCGAAAUCGCAAAAUAGCUGUGAAUGCAGCAUCGUCACGAGUGUACAACAUCCCCGCGCUGGAUUUGAGCGAGGCUGAAACGUUAUUAUCUCAUCGUAUCUUUGAUCCAAAGCCCGUGGAUUAUGACUGGUGCUCCGUUCGCCAACUCGUGACAAAGCUCAAUUGCUUGCCACUUGCGAUUACCCAGGCUGCAACGUACAUCAAUUCCAAUGGGGUGACGGUGGCAGAGUACCUCUCUUCUCUCAGCGGGAGUGAGCAAAGUCUAAUGGAGACUCUGAGCGAAAGCUUUCCGGAUGAAGGGAGGUAUGCCGGUCAGGCAAAUGCCAUUGCAUCAACCUGGACUAUUUCCUUCAAAAAGAUCCAAAAUGUGGACAGCCUCGCGGGGCAGUAUAUGUCGAUCAUGUCUUGCCUAUAUACACAGGGUAUCCCGUUAUCCAUCCUCCCUGCCUCAAAGUCAAAAAAGGCACUGAUGGAUGCAAUUGGCACAUUAUCCGCAUAUUCGUUCGUCAAUUAUACUUACCUUCCAACGUCUAACUUGGGGACCACCAUCCCAGGUCUAACCAUCCACCCUCUCGUUCAUGCAGCCAUGCGAAACUGGCUACGGGAAGCCAAAGCGCUAACUCGGUCAACGGUCAAAGCUAUACAGCACAUUGAUACCAUAUUCCCUGAACAUGAUGAUCACAUGCGCCAAAGUCAAUUGUUCGGAUCUUGGAGGUGCUACCUCCCUCACGUGGACUACCUCAUGCGUACAACGACAGACAAUAUCUCCAUAGAGCGUGUCGAUCUUCUCGAAAAAUACGGACUCUGCCUAUACACUGAUGGCCGGUACCGCGACGCAGAAGAACCAUUGCACACAAUUCUCCAGAUCAGGACGAAACUUUUCGGGCAGCAAGACGCCCGCACACUAAACAGCAUGAACAACCUCGCUCUAGUGUAUAGCAAUCAGUCUAAACUCUCGACAGCAGAGACGUUGCAAGGGCGCGCAUGCAAGUAUUCCAAGGAAGCUCUUGGACAUGACCACCCGUGCUACAUUAAUGGAAUAAAUACGCUUUCGACUAUAUACCAGAGGCAGGCUCGGUGGGACGAUGCCGAGGUCCUGGGGAAGAAGAUAGUGGAAUACCGACAGUCCCACUUGGGGCUUGAAAAUCCCACGACCUUGAAUAGUAUGGAGUCUCUUGCAUACACCUACACGGAACAGGAGCGUUGGAAGGAAGCAGAGGACAUAUUUCGCCAUGUGUUUGACCUCCGUCGCUGGCGACAGGGAGAUCGAGAUCAAAGUGUGCUACGCAGCAUGAACAAUCUCGCUCACAUCUCAAUCAAUCAUGAGGACUGGGAACGUGCCAUCGAGCUGUACAGACAAGCCGUGCAUCUUGCAGAAGAGGUCUUAGGGCCUAAGCACUCAGACACUAUUUCCUAUUCCUGUAACCUGGGUUAUGCCUACCAGGCAAACGGUAUGCUUCUUGAAGCCGAAGAAAUCUGCACGAGGUCUCUGGAGCUAUCCAAAGAGGUGCUCGGAGACAACCAUAUAACGACUUUCUCCUCAAUGGCAAAUUUGGCUAGUGUCAGGAAUGAGUUGGGGUAUGAGCUCCACUCGCUCGACUUGAUGGAGGACUGCGUGCAACGAUGUCGGAAGGUUUUAGGUAUCAAUCAUCCGAUCACUAAAACGUAUUCACAGAUGCUGGAUGAGUGGGAAAUGGCGAAGGAUGGAUUUGACGCAUGCGUGCUUGAUGGAGAGUUCCCUGUCUAA
Molecule: messenger RNA, 2100 nt
Organism: Penicillium cataractarum
Lineage: Eukaryota; Fungi; Ascomycota; Eurotiomycetes; Eurotiales; Aspergillaceae
Product: kinesin light chain 1
Exons: 1
Coding region: 1-2100 (699 amino acids)
Molecular function (GO): protein binding; ADP binding
Source: RefSeq, a predicted model, not a curated record